This is a messenger RNA of Strigops habroptila (Kakapo), 2175 nucleotides long. It is a transcript of the gene NAT9, whose product is annotated as N-acetyltransferase 9 (putative). The record is from RefSeq and is a predicted model, not a curated record. Lineage: Eukaryota; Metazoa; Chordata; Aves; Psittaciformes; Psittacidae. Gene Ontology annotation, molecular function: N-acetyltransferase activity. The transcript has 7 exons. Gene Ontology annotation, biological process: protein acetylation. Bases 175 to 798 code for a protein of 207 amino acids.
GACCGGCUGGCGGGGCGGAGCGAUGAUGGCACCGCCGGUCGGUUGUGCGCGGGCGCGGAACGGCGACGGGGCAAGGGAGAGCGGCCGCCGCUGGCUCCCAAAGGGCUCCAGGACCUGCUGAGCCAUCCCUUGGCCUUGCUGGAGACACGGAGUGGGGUGUUGAGUGCAGAGGCCAUGAAGAUUAACCAGAACACUGUGUUGCAAGGAAAGAGGGCAACCCUGGUGCCAUACACCUCUGCACAUGUGCCCCGGUACCACGAGUGGAUGCAGUCAGAGGAGCUGCAGCGCCUGACAGCCUCUGAACCCCUCAGCCUGGAGCAGGAGUAUGAGAUGCAGUGCAGCUGGAGGGACGACGCAGACAAAUGUACCUUCAUUGUGCUGGACACGGAGCGGUGGCCCGGGCAGGCGGAUGAGGACUGCAUGGUGGGGGAUGUGAACCUCUUCCUCACUGACCCUGAGGAUCCAGCUUUGGCUGAGAUUGAAAUUAUGAUUGCAGAGCCCAGCUACCGAGGCAGAGGAUUUGGCAAGGAGGCAACUCUGAUGAUGAUGUCCUAUGGAGUGAGAAAGCUGGGGAUCACCAAAUUUGAGGCUAAGAUUGGUCAGGAGAAUGAAGCCAGCAUCUGCAUGUUCAAAAAACUUCAUUUUAAAGAGGUUGCUGUGAACAGCGUUUUCCAGGAGGUGACACUGAGGCUGGAGGUCAGUGACCAGGAAAGACGAUGGCUCCUGGAACAGACAAACCACGUGAAGGAGAAGAACUACGUUGAACUGAAGCUGCCAGCUGAGGUGCUGGAGACCUGACGGACACAUCCAGACCCUGGCCUUGUUUCCAGGGAGGAGCUGGAUGCUGUUGUGAGCUCUGGGUGUGGAGGACACCAGUAAGCCAGCACUGAGCUUCACUGUUUUCAUGUCUCUUUGGUUACUCUGUCAUCUUGUCAACUUUGCACCUUGUUAAACCAGCUGGGAUUACUGCCUGAAAUUGGAACCUGGAGAACAGCCACUAAUUCACAGGCUUGCCUAGCAAUGACUCUAACCUCAACAUGCUGUUCCGGCACAGCCUAAGAUCACCAGCAGUUAAUUGAUUUCUGGUGCCACCAGUUUCUGGGCAAGCAGCACCUGCUGUUCCUUUUCCGCUGCCCUUGGAGCAGGAUUCACCAGUUCAACACAGGCAGGCUCAGUAUGCUCUAGCUCAGUCAGUUUUCUCUUGAAUUAAAGAAAUGACAAAGACCUGAGGUGCAGUGGGGCUGGUCUGCUUGCUUUGGCUGCUGUUAAAGGACAGCAGAGACUCUUUGAACCCCAUUUUCUGGGGAGCAGGGGGCACUGCAGGGUCCUGGAGGUGGUCCUGAAGGUGUGUGUGUGAGCCACAGGUGGUCCUGAAGGUGUGAGCCAAACCAAAGGGCAAGUUAAUAUGAUGAAAACUAUUGAUAUCAGCCAACUGAGACUAGAGCAGAGCCCUGGAGGAUCAAUCCCUGCAAACAGGGGCACUGGCAGCUACAGGACCGGGGAGCCUGAGUUCAUCAGUGAAGAGACACUGUUUGACCAGGCUGCUUUUAUGAAAGCAAGGAGGAGGAGAACACAGCUCAAAGGACAAGGAAUAGUGAUCCCCUUCUUCCAGGAGCUCAGGACUUUCCCUGCUGAGCCUGGAGGGUCCGUUUGCUGCUCUCCAGUAAGAUGAAUGGGGGGAAAAUCUCUCUUGCUGGGGGCAGAUCUCUUUGAAGCGGGAGCUCGCCAGGUUCCGCUGUGGUGUAGCCGAGAUCCGUGGUUGAAGAGGAGGCACUUGCCUGACUCCCCCUGGACAGAGCUUUUAAUGCAGUUAUUUAGCCUGACCCUUCCUGCCCUGCACAGCAUGUUCUCCACAGCAGGGAAGCUUGCUAAGAGCAGAGGACAGAAGGUAAGGAGGAUAACUGACGCUCCUGUGCGUUUUCCCACUGGAAUAGCAACCGUAACGGCUAAUUCUAGACCUGAAAUUAUUUGUUCCAAUUACACAGUAUCAGGUAACAGCUUCCAGAUUUGCCCAGGGAUGUUUUUUAUCAGACUGGGGAAUUUUUAGUGUUGCUGUGCGUGUAUUUUUAGGGCCUGGGGGGAUUUAGUUCUCCAAUUUUAGUUAAACACAUCUUUCCUGUGACUAAUAUUAAAGCCAAGCGUGGGAACAGCAUAUCCUGCUCUUUUAAACAACAA